GUGGGCGGGGCCGCGCAGUCGCGGGCGGAGCGCGGUCGGUGACGGUUCGGGGCCGGGCCGGGUCGUUGGCCGGGCCUCGGGCGGGAUCGCUGCGGCCUUGCUGAGGGUGGGACGCGGGGCACGGCCUGAGGGGUGAGCUCGUCGCGGUUUUAGGCCGCCCGGGGCUUGUGUUCCUCUCAGAGCUGCUGUGAAAGAUGUCCCAGCGAAGGCGCAGCAAAGGACUCGGCUCCUCUCAGGUGAACGAUGCGGAGGAUGAUUUCAUCCCGACCCAGACCGAGCGGCACUCCCAGGACCAAGUGAACCAGAAGGUGAGUGAGCUGGUUCAGUUCCUGCUUGUGAAGGACCAGAAGAAGAUCCCGAUCAAGAGGGCAGAAAUGCUGAAGAGCGUGAUCCGGGAAUACCGAGACGCCUACUCGGAAAUCCUCAACAGGGCGGGCAGGACCCUGCAGCAGGUGUUCGGGCUGAAGCUGGUGGAGAUCGACACCAAGCGCCACACCUUCAUCCUCAUCAACAACCUGCCCUGUGCCCAGGGCGAGCACCUGUGCAGGGACAAGGAGAAGCAGAAGAUGGGGCUCCUCUUGAUCAUCCUCAGCUUCAUCUUCAUGAAGGGCAACUCGGUCAAAGACAGUGCUCUGUGGGAAUUCCUGCACCAGCUCCGUGUGUACCCAGGGAAGCAGCACAGCGUGUUCGGGGACGUCCGGAAGCUGGUGACGGAGGAGUUUGUGCGGCAGAAGUACCUGGAGACCACCCCCAUCCCCCUGACGGACCCCCCCGAGUCCAAGUUCCAGUGGGGGCCGCGGGCAGAGAAGGAGACCUCCAAGAAGGACGUGCUGAACUUCGUGGCCAAGAUCCAGGGCAAGGACCCCACGUUUUGGGCCAGCCAGUGCAGCGAGGCCGAGGCCACCCCCUGACCCCCCCCAAAAAUAAAGGCACCCCUUUGGUGUGCAGCCCCCC
Messenger RNA from Poecile atricapillus (Black-capped chickadee), 954 nucleotides. Its product is annotated as non-structural maintenance of chromosomes element 3 homolog. Gene Ontology annotation, cellular component: nucleus. The transcript is spliced from 10 exons. Lineage: Eukaryota; Metazoa; Chordata; Aves; Passeriformes; Paridae. The record is from RefSeq and is a predicted model, not a curated record. Bases 195 to 911 code for a protein of 238 amino acids.